This is a messenger RNA of Cetraspora pellucida, 507 nucleotides long. Lineage: Eukaryota; Fungi; Glomeromycota; Glomeromycetes; Diversisporales; Gigasporaceae. The record is from the annotation of a GenBank genome assembly.
ACCUUGGAUCUGAGUUUGAGAUUUCAAAAUUUGUUUGGAACUGGAUCUUUGUAUCUGUCGAAUCAACAUUUACGAUAUUGCUACCAAAAAAUGGAGGAAUAUGGACAGGAGCCACUACAACAACGAUUACAUAUAUUGAUCUAAGCGUAAGUUAUGCACUUUUUGGGACUGUUACGACGCUAGAUACAACGAUUUGGGGAAAUACUACGCUAGGAAGUUCGACAUACACCACUGAUAAUCACGGAUUUGUUUUUUUACUGACUACCUCUAAUUCAAUCACUAUUGACUCUUGUCUUUUGUGUCCGUCAAUAAGAUAUACUAAUACCAGUCUUACGAGAGAUACUUAUGCCAUUGGAUUCGCCAAUCCAAAUAAUGUAGACUACUAUCUUACUAUUUCAUUAAAAAUAUCUCCUUCGGUGACAACAAGUCCAUUGUAUUAUCCAACAAACGCAUUCAAUCCUCCAACAAGUCAAUCGAAUUCACCGAACUCUCCAAAUUCUCCAGGAA